Molecule: messenger RNA, 4737 nt
Organism: Salvelinus fontinalis (brook trout)
Lineage: Eukaryota; Metazoa; Chordata; Actinopteri; Salmoniformes; Salmonidae
Product: E3 ubiquitin-protein ligase RNF169-like
Exons: 6
Coding region: 411-2399 (662 amino acids)
Biological process (GO): double-strand break repair
Cellular component (GO): site of double-strand break; nucleus
Molecular function (GO): ubiquitin-protein transferase activity; metal ion binding; nucleosome binding
Source: RefSeq, a predicted model, not a curated record
GUGAAAGUGGUAACAUUUGGGUUGGAUAUAGUAAUGGUAGGCUACAGUAUUUAUUGCAAUCUUCAAUUUUGACUGGAAUUGUGUUGGUCAUUGUUAGUAAGUGCAUAAUUUAUUCCAGUUCAAAAUAGUUACGCAAAAUACUUUACUCAUCAUAUUGUUCUGCUUACCUCUUUUUAUUGUAAUAAUUGCUUAACAAGUUCCUGAUCGCGGUAGUGGGACAUUUCUUUUGUUUUGAGCACUAAAGGUAUGUGCAUGGAUCAAUGAACUAUGUAGACCAGACUCAGCUGAUAUUACACUGGUAUCUAUGGAACCACCCCCUUACGAAGAUCGGAACUGACAAUGGUUUUCAAUUGUAAACGGCCUGAGUAACUUAUCUUCAUUUAUCCACCAUCUUUGGUAGGGAAAGACCAAUGAAAAUGGCGGCGACAGGGUCUGCCAGAUCCACUAGUGGAUUAGGGCAAAAAUACAAAGCCAGGCCCGCCGAUAUGCUGAACACUCGGACACAUUCGCAGCUGCUAACCCUGGACGAGGCAAGGUGUCCGGUUUGUUCGGAGAUUUUAUUGGAGCCCGUAACUAUGCCAUGUAGCCACUCGGUGUGUCUGCACUGUUUCAAGCGGACUGUGGAAUUCACCAGUUUGUGCUGUCCCCUCUGCCGACUGCGAGUAUCCAGCUGGGCCCGUAAACAGUCCCGGGAGAAAAGCCUAGUGAACAUCGAACUUUGGGAAAUUGUUCGAAAGAGUUAUCCACAACGAUGCAAGAGGAGAAUGGAGCAGAGAGACAGUGAGACUAGUGGAGAAGAGAUUUUCAGCUCGCCUGCUCAGGUAUCCAAAUCUGGAGAGAUCCGACUGGAGUAUGGAAAGCAAGUAAAGUUACCAAUGAAUGAAGAGAAAGAGGGGAGGAGGAAAGUCCUCCACAACAGAAAAGAGGAAUGUGGAACUCUCAAGCACUUUCAAGAUCCUUACUUUGGUUUGCUGUCAGACUCGGAGAAUGAAGAACCCGUUGGGAAGAGAACCAGAAAUGUGUCUGCAUUUGUUAGAAGAACAAAGACCUCGGCAGACUUCACAAGAGAUGGUCUACAGACGAAUGUGGUGCAGCGAAGCCAGAGCUGUACCGAUACAGAGGAGGGAAGGCGAAAAAUGAGGGUGUCUACUCAUCUUCCUGGACUGGACAAGGCAAGUAUUGCUCUCAGCUACAAUGCAGGAAUCCUUCUGUCCUCUGAGAACAGCCGAUCUCUUUCGGCACCCAUAAUUGUCCAAGACAAGAGGCAUAGCUGGCGAGGCGUCAUCAUGGCUUCAUCAACACCUUUUAUGGUCCCCCAGUCGAAACAGGAGAGGUCCGUUAGCCCUGAGAGCAAUGACAGUAUCUCUGAGGAGCUGAAUCACUUCAAGCCAAUAGUGUGCUCGCCGUGCACCCCACCAAAGCGACUACCCGACGGGCGAGUGAUGGAACCCACAAUUGUGAAGUCCACCCCACGGAACUUAUUCCGCAGGCUGGAGAGGCCCACCAGCUAUGAAGCCAGCCCUACUAUCCUCCAGAAAUGGAAGCAGAUAGAGGUGGACCGUCAGUCUGUCAAAGUGACCUCAAAGGGCACCUUGACCAGCCCCAUAAACGUGGACCUUGUUUUCAAACCAAGCCCUGUAGAGAAGGAUGGCAAGCCCUGCAGCUGCGCUCUAGCAGCAAAUAAGGGAGAAGAACACUUGGGUAGGUGUGAUAAGACUGAUUCCUCUGGGCAAGAGAAUGAAAUAACUUGUAUACAUAAUACACAAAGACUGAUAUUUUACCAGACCAUUGGAGAGACAGCCCUCCAUCAAAAACAGUUCACAAAGUUUCAUACUCCGUUUGUACCUUUAAACAGUGAGGAGACUGUAACAGAGUGUGGGGUUUCUUCGGAGUCUGUGGUGAUACCUGUAUCACAUUGUGGACCAACUUCAAUUAAUCAAAAUCCAACCUUAGUCCCACACAAUAUAAAUGACAGUGUUAGGGGUUGCAAUCUUAAAUCAAAGGACUCACAGGAUCAGAGAAAAUAUUUGGACAAUAGAAACUGUGCCCAGAACAAACCUACCUCAAGGAGGGGUAAGAAGAGGAGGCAGAAGACCAAACACCUGGAAGAGACAGAGUCUGGACUCAAGAGGCCAAGAUCCCAGAGCCAAUAUGGUUUCAAUAUAGAUUGUGCACAGGCUGACCUGUACAUUCAACAGGUACAGCAAGAGAGUGAGGAUAGAGAGCUAGCGUUGAAUCUUCAAAGACAGUUUGACAGGGAACAGCAACAAGUAGACAAGCAAAAGACCAGUUUUGACAAGUACUUUCUCCGGUCCUGCAGUGAAAACAGAAUCGUAUGCAAUCCACGUAGAUCAGGAAGAAUUUCCAAAAGGAAUGAGCACUUUUAUUGCAAUUAUUAAAUGGUUAUUCUUGUGCUUUUUUUAAAUAAUAAAAAUCUGCCAACUUCUUGCAUACAAGAACUAUACUGUUUUUACUGACCAUGUUCCAAAUUCAGUGCUUUUAAAGACGAACUUAUAUUUAGUUUCUACGAACAUGAUUUUGCUGAACAUUAUUAUUUUCUUCUCGUUUGCAGUUACUCGUGGCAAAAUGUACAAACACUACAUCCUAUAUUUCUGCAGUUCAUGCACUGAGAAAAAACGAAAUGAUUCACGGCAUGAGGUUGUGUUGAUUCAUACUGUGCAGACAAUUGAAAAUCUUUGUGUUCAGGGUCAUGUAUGAUUCUGAUUCUAGCUCAGCCAAGGAUGUGGACACAAGAUCUAGCGCUAUUACUUUCUCAGACCCUUCAUUCAGAUUCCCAUUAACCCAGAAGAGUAACAUCCUAUUGAUUAUUUCAUGUUCCACAUGUUCCUUUCUGCACCAACGAUGCACCUAGCACCUUUGUGAUGUUUUGGGAAACACUUGUAACAUCUUCGUGCAUUAGGAAUGAUGCAUUGUUAAAACACUCGUAAAAUGUAAGUUCCAUUACAGUGACAUCUUGCCCAGUUUAUAUCCUUGGCUCAGCUAAAAUAUUUUGCACACAGACAGUGUCCAUUGGCACCUCAAUCGCUCUGUAUCUCAUUGCCUUUUAUAGCUGAAUUUAUUUGACAUAAUUUGGUUUUAGUUGAAGGUAUAUUCAGCGAUGUGGUUUUACCAUGAACAGCUGGGUGUCUUGUGACAGAGUUGCACAGAUUAUCAAAUUUAAGUCAUAUUGAUUUGUGUCUGUCAAUGUUAGACAGUAUUUGCCUGAGUAGUGGUUAACAUUGCAGAAACCCCAUCAAUAAGAUGUAAUGAUCUGACAAUCUGGGCAGAAAAAUUGCAUUGCAGGCAGCCUGAAACGUGUGGGUGUUGAGGUGUACAGCCGCUCACACUUUUCGGUUGCACUGCAGCUUCUGGCCAUGUCAGAUUGUUGAGUUAAAGGAUCAGUGUGGACAGGUUAAAUAUAUGCAAUAUGUGUAAACUGCUGAAAACUAUUACAGUAAUAUUGGAAAGGGGUACAAUAAUGUUUUUUGGAGGAUAUUUUUCUGAUCAAAUUCAAUACCGGUAUGUAUUUUCUGUCAAUCGUAUGCCCACACUUCUACCUCAACCCUCACUGUUGGGAUUUUGCAUUUUUCUCAAAUGAUUUAUGCCCUCUUAUUGACUACUACAAACUAAAAUGGAUCUGCAUGUGUAUGGUACAACUUUACAAAGAUGUAGCACUGCCAAAGCUUAUAGUUUUGAUCUAUAUUAAUUAUAGGUUAUAGUAUGGUGGUAAUUAGGACAACUGUUUUAUGCAAUAUUUCUAUUGGAGAAUCCACGUUAAUAUAUUUCAUCAGCAUUGUUAUUUUUCUAAUCUUUGAGUUGUAGUUACUAUAUUGUUUGAGACGCUUAUUCAAAGGGCUAUUAUUUUAUCUGAGAAAUGUCUUUCCAUAUUCUAUUUGAUUCUUGUUUUCUUGAAGAUGUAUAUUCUUCCAAUGGCAUAUGCCAAAAAUAUUAGCUUUAAUGUCAUUACUACUUAAAUGUUUAAGUAUAAGAUAUUGCAAUAUUAAUAUGCACAUUAGGGACACAUACUUGUAUAGUUUUUUUUACAUAGUUUAAAUAAUCAGAUGCAUAUUUUAGUAUUGGAGGGGAAGUUGGUGCCAAAUGGAAAUAGGUUAGUGCCAAAUGGCUGAUUUCUGUCGACUGUGUCAUACAUCUGCAGUUUUGUUUACUUUCUUGACUUAAAGAUUAGGUUAUUGAUUCUUUAUAGUAAUCAGAAUGUACCACUUGUAUAGCCUACAUGAUUAAUUGACAGCGCUGUACUUUGAAGGAAACAACUUGUUUGGAUCAUGUCCAUUCACAUUCUGAAGGAACUGUGAAACACAACCCAUUCAAACGCAACUGAGACCUGAAAGACAUUUUCAUUCAAGCUCGUCUCGUUUUAACUUUCAUUUGAAGUAUGUAAAGAGGUUGGCACAUACAAUUGAAGUCAGAAGUUUUUACAUACACCUUAGCCAAAUACAUUUAAACUCAGUUUGUCACAAUUCUUGACAUUUAAUCCAAGUAAAAAGUCCCUGUCUUAGGUCAGUUAGCGCACCACUUUAUUUUAAGAAUGUGAAAUGUCAGAAUAAUAGUAGAGAGAAUUAUUUAUUUCAGCUUUUAUUUCUUUCAUCACAUCCCCAGUGGGUCAGAAGUUGACAUACUAAUUGAGUGUAUUUAGUAGCAUUGCCUUUGCCUUGUUUUGGGUAGCCUUCCACAAGCUUCCCACAAUAAAUUGGGUAAAUUUUGGCCCAUUCCUCCUGA